UUGAAAGGACCAGUUGACGCGGACUAAAGUGAUUAUAGGCAUGAAUGAAGAAAGAAACCUUUUCUAAAGUUACAUGGGGUUGGGAAGUCAAAAUUAUGGGCCACACCCACGAGCAUAUCUCGUGUCUAUAAAUUUCCUUCUUAGAGUGUCUUUUAGUUGUUUCAUAGGGUAAAACAGAACUCUGCGAAAGAGAUGAAGACAGUGAAGCUCAACAAAGUUGUCUCACUAUCUCGAGACUGGAUUUGAGAUCGUGACAUGGCCUACUUUACCUCUCGUACUGACCUAGAUUACGAUUGGCUCCUUUAAAUAGUAACAAGGGCUCGGUCGUUGGACGCAUGCGCGACACACUCUGACCUGUAAGAGUUCAUGACAGGUCAAUCCCACCUCAGAUAGAAGGGGUUGGCUCUCGUGGCGUUCUUUCUUCACAGUAAAGACAUGGUCGUUUGUGGACAGCUGACUUUCCCGAAGAGGACGGUAGUAGAUCUAUAUGUACUCAAUUCACACAGUUGACGAUGGAGUUCAUCAACAGGAACAAUAAUAUGAACAGACUCGUUUGGUUGGUGGUGAUCGGCUGGCUUUCAUUCUGUGUUUUUCAUGGCAACCAAGUGGCAAGGGCGGAGGGUUCUGACGAAGUUGAAAGUCACAGCGUUAAAUCAAACCAUUCAGAAAGAUACAAAGUUGUGUCUUUUAACUUUCAUCAUGUUGAAGUGCCUUAUGUUAUAUGCCUGUGGAUCCUUUUAGCCAGCAUAGCAAAAAUAGGUUUCCACCUCUACGACAAACUGCCGCAUAUCUUCCCCGAGAGCUGUCUCCUCAUCACACUUGGUAUCCUAGUGGGCGUGACCCUGUACUACACCGGCACCGCCGACAGCGAGCAGUAUUCACUUGACGCCAACACAUUUUUCCUCUUCCUCCUCCCUCCCAUCAUCUACGAUGCCGGAUACCACAUGCCCAACCGCGCCUUCUUCAACAACCUGGGAACGAUCUUGCUGCUGGCUGUGGUCAACACGUUAUGGAAUACAUUAGGCAUAGGCCUGGGUCUAUGGGGCAUGUCCUACAUAGGCUGGAUCCACCAGCAUGUGAGUAUCUUGCACUGCUUCGUGUUCUCCGCUCUCAUCUCGGCUGUGGACCCGGUGGCCGUGUUGGCCAUCUUUGAGGAGAUCCAGGUGAACGAGAUCCUCUACAUCAUCGUGUUUGGGGAGUCCCUGCUCAACGAUGGCGUCACUGUGGUGAUCUACCAUAUGAUGGAAGGCUUCACGGAGAUUGGGGAAAGCAACCUGCAAGCUGUCGACUUCCUCAUGGGUUUUGCUCAGUUCUUUGUGGUGGUCCUAGGUGGGACUCUGAUCGGUGUUGUAUAUGGCCUAGUAGGAGCCUUCAUCACCAAGUACACAGACCACGUGAGAGUUCUAGAACCACUCUUCAUAUUUGUCCUUGGAUAUCUGGCUUACCUGACGGCUGAAAGCUUGGAGCUCUCUGGCAUCUUGGCGUUGACAUUCGGGGGUAUCGUGAUGCGUCAUUACACUGAAGCAAAUAUGGCAAAGAAGUCAACAACUACCGUCAAAUACUUUAUGAAGAUGUUGGCCAAUAUCUCUGAGACCGUCAUCUUUAUGUUCCUCGGCCUGUCUGUGGUCAUCGAGAAUCAUGAGUGGCAUCUGGACUUCAUCCUCUUCACCGUGCUGUUCUGCCUCAUCUUCAGGGUCACUGGUGUUAUAUUUCUGUCUUUCAUGGUCAACCGUCGUCGUUUGAUCCGACUGACGGCUAUUGACCAGUUCAUUAUGUCUUACGGCGGUCUGCGUGGUGGUAUUGCCUUCUGCCUGGCUCUGCUACUUCAACAGGAGCACAUCCCAGAGAAGGCCAUGUUUGUGUCCACCACCGUGGUCAUGGUCUUCUUCACAGUCUUUAUACAGGGUAUUACGAUCAAGCCUGUGGUGAACGCAUUGAAGGUAGAGAAGGCGGAGGAGAAAGACCCUUCAAUGAACGAAAUGAUUCACAAACGGUUCAUAGAUCACCUCAUGGCAGGGGUUGAAGACAUUGUGGGAAAAUCUGGCCACAAUUCCAUUCAGCACAAGUUUGAGUACUACAACAACAAGUACCUAAAGCCCUGGCUGCUGCGGGAGAAGCCCAAGACCCGAGACACCUCCAUCCUCCGCGUGUUCACCAAGCUCAACCUGCAGGAUGCGAAGGCAGCUGCAAAGACUUUCCCGUCCACCAUGUCGAGAGACCCGUCCUUCUCACAGCUGAUGACGCCCAGUCUCUCUCGUGCCUCUCUCUACAGCCGACGUGCCACGAUCGCUGUCCCUAAUGACAGAGACCAUGAAACAGUGGUGAACAUGCACAUGGUUGACCCAACCUCCGUGAAGCAGUCGCCAGAAGACGAGGCCAUCCAGCAGGUGCUGGAGGAGUCAAUGUAUCCCCCACGGAGCACAUGGGUUCGUGAACGACGUCACACUCUCGCCGAGGUCCACAAUCACCCACCGUUUCAUCAUGACGAAAGAGAACAGCUCCGGCAUUUUAUUCGGGACCUCCACGGCAACUCUGUGGAAGGUGUGGCUAAUGGGAACCUUCACCCUCAUAUGGGCGCUUCCAGGGCCCCCGUGCUGAAUGGCCAUGUGGUGAAAAAGAAUGUCAGUUUCAGUGGGGCUCACACUCGUCUCAGCAAACAGCUCUCUGAUGUGGCCGAGAUUCUUCCUGGUGGUGUUCAAGAAAACAGUUGCUAUAUAGAGGAUUCUUCAUCAGCUCCAAGGGUAGUCUUCACCGUAGGAAAACCUCCCCCUAUGUCUGAUGGUGUACAGUCUGACCCUGACUCGCAAAGUCCGAUAUCGAAAUCGCCUCCCUCUGACCCAGCCCCCGCAUCUGGUGGAGACUCAUCAGAACCCGUUCCCCCUAGUGCUAGUGAACAGACCCAGAGUGUAGAACCAAGUGCAGACACAAACACAACAGUUGAGACAUCGUCUGGCCCGUCAACAGCGCAGCCAGCCCCCACGAGUGACACCCUGUACUCCCGCCCCCCUGACAUUCCUUUGUCGCACACCAAGAUCAGCGCCAGCAUUCCUAUCCCAGCAACCAGCAAACAUAGCCGCCCUCGGAAAGAAGCAGAACAAAGUAGCUCUAGUCCAGAUGCUAAGGGUGACGAAGACAAAAAGUCUGACUCUGACAAAGGUGAAACGUCUCCGAAAGAAGAGACUGUCGCUGAAAGCUCUCUACCUUGGCGUCGCCAGACAUCAUUGCCACCUGUGCCUUCUUCAGUCUCCCUGAGUCUUCCAGAUGAUGAGAAUCCACUCAUGUCGGAAGCGCCGUCAUGGGCAGAUAAUCUUGCUUAUAACAACCUCACAGAAACAGGGUCGCCAUAUCAUUCUCCACAGAACACUAUUACGGCAGUCCGUGCAGAAGAGAAUCCACGUCCUGUGUUUGAUAUCUUCCCUGCGUCCUCUCCUUCUCCAGAUGACAAACACGAGCCUAUGCUUCCUCUCCCCUGGAGCUUCAAGGACAACGAGCCAGCUCAAGGGGCAGAAGCCCUCCCAUCACAUUCCGUUGCUGCGGGCGAAGCUGGCGACAAAGCAAGCUGCUUCCUGGUUUCCCCGCAUGACCUUGCACCCCCUGCGUACCACUGCCCACUACAGCCACAGCUACAUUCCGUCAAUGGAGGCACCUCGAGAAGAGCCCUCCAGCCCAACUCUCCCAUCCACUUUCAGCAGAUGGAGAAACCUGAUUCUAUCACUGCUGGCGCUAUUGAGUCUCAGCUGAUUGGCAUUGAGACAGACUACCAUCAUGGCAUGACAGACAGAGUGUCUCAGUGGCUGGCAUCUGCUUCCAAUAGCCAGCCUGAUGAAGAUCCAUACCAUGCCCAAGAGCAAGAUAGAGAAAUGAUUUUAGAAUCAUUACGGCAGAAAAAAGAGCGGAACUUUGGUGAUACUGAUGAGGGUACAGAUGCUGAUGUGGAGUCAGACUGUGAAGUUAGGGACACUCGGCUAUAACUGUGGAGUGUAUCCAUCUUUAGUUUGUCGCAAGCAUCGUCUUAAAACAAAAGUAAUUUUGAGUCAUUGCCAUGUGUCAGUUUUGUUAAAUUGCUCAAAUCUGAUGUGGAGCAUACAAUGAUAUUUGCUCAUUUGUGUGACCUGUGAAUUGAGUGGGUGUUGAGGGAUUUUUAGUUCAGGUAAAGUUAGUUUAAGAUUGAUAGUUUCUCCUUUGGGAACAUUGGGGAUAAGAGUUACUGUCACUACUGUCAGUGUCAGUUACAGCCAGAGCAUUUCAAAUUCAUGAUUAUAUAUGAUCUCUGCAGGCAUUUCUGAAUUUAUGAAUGAGUUUCAUUUUGACAACAGUUUGUAUAGGGUGUUAGCACCCAGUUCAGAACAGUUAGAUAUAGCUUGUAUAUUUUCCUAACCUAAUGUCUUAGCAGUAUUUCAGUGUAAAAUAUGAAGACUGCCUUAAUUUUUAUGUACAUUUUUUGGAAACGUUUUUGAUAAUGCUGAAUUUUUAUGUUAAGUUGAUUGUAUCACAGGGAGUGCCUAUGUUUCAACUAGGCAUACAAAGAUAAACAUUCAUUAGACAUUCACCUUCUAGGGGAUGCUGAAUUAACAACAAAAACAUUCUAGAAGGCUCCAUGGGAUUUCCAGUGUCAGAUUAGUUUUGCCCAGCUCAGAUGGGUUUUCCUAAAAGCAGGGGACAAUAUUGAUGAUCCAGGAACUUUGCUACACUGACAAUGCAUUUGGCUGCCAAUCAAAAUUCAUUUCUAUACUCUUAUUCAUGAUCUUUAGAGGUCUCACCUUUUUUGAGGAAUUUAAUUUAUUUAUAUGUGCUAAAUUAGUUUGUUUUUAUUUUGCAGCAAGGUUUCCUUGAGAAUACAUAGCCCUUGCAGUUUAAUGGACAAUUUGUUUUCAAACAUUCUCUCUCGGUGUAAUUUAUUGGGCUAGUUGUAAAGAAAUGUCUAAGAUGCCGUUGUUUUGGACAUUUCUUGAGUGAACUUGUACUUUGUGAACUUAAAAAAAAAUUUCACUUUUAUGGGCUCUUAGUGUGAGCGAAAAUCAUCUGAAUUCUGCAUUUAAAACUGCUUGAAAAAUUUGUAAUGGAAUUUUAUUUUGAAUUUGAUAACUGUCCAAAUUUUAGAAAAACGACAACUAGAAACGAGGUAAUUUAAUUACUGCCAGUUGUAAUCUAAAUAUUGUUGCUGAAAGAUACAUCUUGAUCACGCACAUUUUUAUUUUCCUCAUAUUUGCUUUGACUUUCACCAGAUAUGUGAUAAGUGGUGGUGAUAAAAUGAUGCUCUGUGAGCGUUGUGCCUUCUUAAGAAACAGCCUUUUGUAUGAGGUCUCGAGGCUGACGUAUGAACAAGAGAGUCAGAGCUAGAAGAGGAAUAUUGUGAGGGAUACUGAUCUCAAACUCCAAAGUUCAUGACAUCUUGCAGUCUAUAUCGUGAAGCGUCUGAUCAAGAUAUUAAGUGGAGCAUAGCAGAAAGCCAAAGAGUUGUAUUGAGUUUCUGUCAUGAGAAAAGUGUUUAAGAUAAUAUGUCUUAUUUCUGUUGUAUCUGUGUAUGAAUAAGAUAAGUGAGACGUGAAAUAUGAGUUAACUAU
Aplysia californica (California sea hare) is the source of this 5564-nucleotide messenger RNA. RefSeq names its product sodium/hydrogen exchanger 3. Lineage: Eukaryota; Metazoa; Mollusca; Gastropoda; Aplysiida; Aplysiidae. Gene Ontology annotation, biological process: regulation of pH; proton transmembrane transport; sodium ion transport. Bases 513 to 3971 code for a protein of 1152 amino acids. Gene Ontology annotation, cellular component: membrane. The record is from RefSeq and is a predicted model, not a curated record. Gene Ontology annotation, molecular function: sodium:proton antiporter activity. The transcript is spliced from 13 exons.